AUGCUCCCCCUGGCCGACCUCCACGGCGCCCGCCCCGCCUGGCCGCCCCGCACCGGCCCCUCGGGCUGCGUGGUCUACGCCCAGCGCGGCACCAACGGCUACCUCCCGCCGACCGCCUGCGACGCCCGCCACCCCUACCCCCUCGACCUGGCCCCCGCCGUGGCCGUCGCGUGCCUCUUUGCGCUCCUCGCCGCCCUGCACGCCGCCACGGCCGUCCUGACGCGCAAGACCUACUGCUGGGUGCUGGUGGCCGGCGCGACCUUGGAGGCCGCGUCCUACGCGCUCCGCGCCGCCGCCUCCCGCGACCAGGCCUCCCUGCCGCUCGCGGCCGCCCACGCCCUGCUGGCCCGCGUCGCGCCGCUGUGGGCGUCGGCCUUUGUGCACAUGACCUUUGCGCGCGCCGUUCUCUACUACGCCCCCAGCGCCGCCGUGUGUCGCGUCCCGGCGGCCUGGGUGUCCACGGGGCUGGUGUCGCUCGACGGGGUGUCGUUUGCGCUGCAGGUCGCCGGCAGCGUCCUUCUCUUGUCUACUUCUGCCAUUACUACUACUACUACCACUACUAACCCCACCGCCACGGGGUCCAAGGUGCUCGUGGCGGGCGUGGCGCUGCACGCGGCCACGACGGUCCUGCUCGCGAGCCUGAUGGCCGCCUUUGCCGUCCGCAUGGCGCGCUACGACGCCGAGCGCGGCCGAGGCUUCGGCGCCGGCGUGGCCGAGCCGACCCGGCGGUCGUGGCGGCCGCUGCACUGGGCGCUGGGCUCGGCGGCGGCGCUACUGACGGUGCGUGACGUCUUUCGGCUCGUCGAGCUCGGCUUGACCUUGGCCCCUCCCAGGGGACGGCGGGCGGCGGCGGUGCCCCUGCUCCGGUCGGAAAGGUACGGCUACGCGCUCGACGCGCUGCCCGUGCUGCUGUGCCUGGUCGUCUUGGCGGUCGUGCACCCCGGCCGCUUCCUGGUCGGGCACGACGCCGAGUUCCCGACCCUGGCCGAGCGGCGCAGGGCCGAGCGUGCAAUGCGCGAGCUCGAGGAGCAGAAGCAGGCCCAGUUUGGCGUGCCACUGGGAGGGUCCGACUGGGCCCGGGAACGGGGGUGGGACUGACGAAAAGGUAUCGUUGCUGCCCCUGUCCUCUGAUCUUUUGC
Messenger RNA from Gaeumannomyces tritici R3-111a-1, 1139 nucleotides. Its product is annotated as RTA1 domain-containing protein. The record is from RefSeq and is a predicted model, not a curated record. The transcript has a single exon. NCBI's taxonomy places the organism in Eukaryota, Fungi, Ascomycota, Sordariomycetes, Magnaporthales, Magnaporthaceae. Bases 1 to 1098 code for a protein of 365 amino acids. Gene Ontology annotation, cellular component: membrane.